Molecule: messenger RNA, 1079 nt
Organism: Lontra canadensis (Northern American river otter)
Lineage: Eukaryota; Metazoa; Chordata; Mammalia; Carnivora; Mustelidae
Product: serine protease 33-like
Exons: 5
Coding region: 1-996 (331 amino acids)
Biological process (GO): proteolysis
Molecular function (GO): serine-type endopeptidase activity
Source: RefSeq, a predicted model, not a curated record
AUGGAGCUGGCCCUUACUGCCACCCUGCUCGCCCUCCUCCCCACGGCCCUCCAGCAGAGCACUCCCCUCCCAGCCAACCUCUCUGUGACCCGUGCCUGGGCGAGAAGCCUGGAUUCAGAGUGUGGACGCCCACACGUGUCAGGCCGCAUCCUGUCGGGGCAGGACGCCACGCUGGGCGAGUGGCCGUGGCAGGCCAGCCUGAGGGAGGAGGGACAGCAUGUGUGCGGGGGCACCCUGAUCGCUGAGGCCUGGGUGCUGACUGCGGCCCACUGCUUCGACCAGAAGCAGCCGCUGUCUGCCUACUCUGUGCUGCUGGGCUCCAUCUCCUCCUACCCCCAGGCCGAGGAGCCCCAGGAGCUCCGAGCGGUGGCUGAACUCAUCAUCCACCCAGAGUACUUGCAGGAGACCAGCAGAGCGGACAUCGCCCUGGUGCAGCUGGCCUCCCCUGUCACCUACAGUGACCUCAUCCUUCCGGUCUGUCUUCCCAAACCCGGAGACCCCCUGGAUCAUGGCACCUGGUGCUGGGUCACCGGCUGGGGGAACAUCGACUUGAGUAUACCGCUGCCCCCGCCCUUCACCCUGAAGGAGCUGUCCCUGCCCCUCAUCGAUGCCCCGACCUGUGACGGCUACUACCACGAGAACUCGGACACCCCCAUCCAGGAGCCCAUCAUCCUCGAGGACAUGCUCUGUGCCGGCUUCGAGAGUGGCCAGAAAGACGCCUGUGGGGGCGACUCCGGGGGACCCCUGGUCUGUGACGUUGGUGGAGUCUGGGUCCAGGCAGGCGUGGUAAGCUGGGGCUUUGCCUGCGGACUUCCUAAAAGGCCAGGAGUCUACAUCAACGUCAGCACGUACGCCACGUGGAUUGCCAGCACCAUCCCGGGCUCGGACCUACACACCGAAAACUCUUCUCCACGUCUUGCUGGGCUCUUCUUCCCGCCCGUGCUGCUGGUUCUGGGGCUGCUGGGGGACACGUUUGCCUCCCUGAGGCUGGCCUAACCAGGCAGCCAGCCCUGCAGACUCAGCCUCUGCUGUGGAAACUCAGGCCCUUUCUCUGGGGUCUGCGGCAUCUGUCUGGAAAC